This is a messenger RNA of Girardinichthys multiradiatus, 10855 nucleotides long. It is a transcript of the gene tet1, whose product is annotated as tet methylcytosine dioxygenase 1. The transcript has 12 exons. Gene Ontology annotation, biological process: oxidative demethylation; positive regulation of transcription by RNA polymerase II. Gene Ontology annotation, molecular function: DNA binding; DNA 5-methylcytosine dioxygenase activity; zinc ion binding. Bases 505 to 6765 code for a protein of 2086 amino acids. Gene Ontology annotation, cellular component: nucleus. The record is from RefSeq and is a predicted model, not a curated record. NCBI's taxonomy places the organism in Eukaryota, Metazoa, Chordata, Actinopteri, Cyprinodontiformes, Goodeidae.
CAGAGACCGUGGGCUGCGUCUGGUGGAGGCAGAGAGAGCGGGGCUGCCCUGAAUGGAUUGACAUAAGAGGGAUUUACAUUUCAACGUAGCGUCGUGCUCCGAGAAGACUUUACAUUGUAGCACGGUUGGAAAAGCGGCGGUUCUGCUCGCUUCCCGUCCACGGCUUGUUGGUGCUGGUAUCAUGUCCAUGUGUCAUCGCCGGGAGAGGAUUGAACUUAGCAGCGGUCUAUAUUUACCGAGGAGGGAAACCAAUACAAGGUCUCGCCGUCUCGCUGGAGCAGAGUAUUAUUAGCGGUCCAGGCAGUGCAACUGUCUCUCCCUCUCUCUCUUUCUGCGGUGAUGCAUUACAAUUACCUGCUUACAGCAAUCAUAAUUAACAAUUCGAGGACAAAUCAUAAUAGAAAAAGAAUAUAAGAAAGUAUACAUAUUUUUCUGAGCAAGAGAUAAACAAUCACCUAGCUCCCAUGGUGGCUGCCAGAGGUCCUCUCCUUUACACCUUUAGCCAUGCCUGCACCUACCAAACCAAACAGGAGACAGACACCUGCUCAGAGAAAAAAGACCCAGAGAGGGACCAGCAUCAAGGGCCAAACCUGUAACUCCCAGAAAACACCAGCAGAAUCCACAAGGUCAUCAGCGAGAACCAAUCAGGUCAAGUCAGGCCGAAGUCCACGUGGAACCGGGAAGGAUCCCGGGAGGUCUCCUGGCAGUGGUAGCCAUGCUGUAAAUGUAACGGGAUCUGCUCGGCUUAGACGGUCGAGCAGUCUGCCUGACAGCUCCCAUGGGCAGAGGAAGUCCCAACGGGGAUCGCGAGUGUCUGUUGCUCCUUGCCAGUCUCCUAAAGCGUGCACAGGAGGGAAAAACAGCAGGAGGGGGAGCAGUGGGAAAGGAGCUGCAUCCCGGCAACAAAAAACAAGAAACAAGCCCUCAAGCAUCAGCAUAAACAAUCCUUCUCCUGGAGGACAAAAUGAGAGACCCGACAACAAAGAAACCCCCAGAUUUUAUCAUGAGGAUGGCGUUGAAGACGCCGCAAGUCUUGAGCCAAACGACGCUACAGAGGGUAGCUCUCUUAAAGCUAACACACAGAGAAGCAAUGUGCAGCACAGCUGUGACAGCCUUACAACUGAAGAUGAAAAGUCUUUCAGCAAUGACAACAUAGGUGACUUGAAGCAAACUGCCGGGGCUGCAUCUUGUGAUGACAGUGAUGGGCAGCUAGGUGACGGGAGUGGAGAUCGCACCUCUGACUCCUCAGAGUUAACGAGCAGUGGUUCGCCGGGGGCGCAGGGCAGCCGUGACAAAAAUGACACUUCAUCUGUCUGUGGUAGUGAGCUUGAUCAUCUUGUCAGCAGUGGUAAGCAAGAUGACGGCAGCACUUUCCAACCAGAUGGGGUUAAAGAGCUGGCCUUGAACGCGAGCAGUACAGAUGAAAGCGUGUUGAUGGUCACAGAGAAAGAUGGUGAGAGUUUGGAUGCAGAGACCAAGGUUGAGAGACAAGAUGAGACAAUGAGAGAGAAGGAAGAAAUUGCUGUGAAGCUGUGUAGUGGUGAGAGUGAAGAUACUGGGGAAAAAGAAACCCAAACCAGCACUCCAACCUGUCCAACCCCUGAUCCGCCUCAUUGUAACCCACUGACAGCACAGCCAGGGUCACCUUUGCGCGUAUUCUCCAACGCAGUUACCUCAAAUCCCACCAAAGCUCUCUCUGCCUCAAAUUCAUGUGUGCUGGAGGUUGUGAGCCAGGCAAAGACAGAUUUUCAACCUACCGUUCAUGGUGCUAAACCUCAACAUGCAGGAUCCUUGACUAUUCCCGAUGCCGCUUUGAAGGUGCAGACUGUGAUAGUGACCAGAAAUACGCCGGUCAUUAUCUGUCGGGAGUCCCUGCAACCAAGGAGUCUGGGGGAGUCUGACCUAAGAGAAACGCCUGCUGCUGGGGGAGAGAAGCAAGCUUGCACACCUUCAGAGACCAAAGACAAACGUGAAGUACAUAAAAAAGAGAUGUCUUGUUCGUCCUUUUCACUACUUAUUGAGUCAAACACCAAACUCCUCACAGGAAAACAUGAACCAAACCACAUAGUGGACGGCGCUCAGGUUGCCAUGCAAGAGCAUGACCCAGUGCCAAAGAUCUCGACUCCCUCUGUAGACAGCUGCUCCACUUUGUCCUGCAGCUCAGAAAGCACUCGGUCCUCGUUUUCCUUUGACACAGAGUCAGAGACGGGGUGCGGGGAUGCCAGCUUCUCCGCUCUGCCCGGAUCCUGGGGGCCAGAGGGGACGGGCUUCCUCUCCUACCAGACUCUAAAACCACAGAGGAAGGAGAGGAAGAAGCGUAGCAGGUGCGGGGCGUGCGAGCCAUGCCUCAGGAAGAUUAACUGUGGCCAGUGCAGCUGCUGCCUCAAUCGCAGGACCGGCCACCAGAUCUGCAAGCUUAGGAAGUGUGUGGAGCUAAAGAGGAGAGGACACUCAUCUCUAAUCAGUCGAUGCGAUGCACAGGUGGCUCCAGAAAUUGGCUCGGUAAAUGGCAAACGCAAGGCACAGAUGGAUAAUACCCACAUGGCCGCGGAGGAGGACGCAGAGGAGGAUGGCCACAAACGUCAUACUGAAUCUCCUCUUAUCGUCCAUUCGUCCCCCAUCCAAGGUGGACAGCCGGCACUUAUUAAAAGAGAAUCAGAGUUGGAUUUGACCAAUGGUGCACUUCACCGACACAUAUGUUCUUCUGUCACUUAUCAGAAUGGUUCUGAUGAGAGUUUUACAAAUCCUAAUGGUGCUAAUAUGAGCAAUGGGUCUGAGUCUGAUCUUAAAUCGGCAUAUAAAAGGACCACAAUGGGAUCAGAGCUUCAAAGGACUAUAUUUGCUGCAAUCCCCAACGACAGCUCCGAGAAUGGGCCCAGAAUGUCUCCAGAUGACAUGUCAGCUCCACUAAAGAAAAUCAAACUGGAAGAGCCGUGGCUGUGGAUCACUGAACAGACUACCACGCAGCUGAGUAGAAAGGAUGAUGAUACGUGCGAAGACCCACUAUCGAUGCUGGCGGCGGUUGUGUGCCUGUCCGUCACAGAGAGGAAGGGACUGGAGGAGCAACUUCUCGGGACACGUUCUUCCAUUCUGCGCUCCAUCAAAACAGAACCGCCAGAUUUGCACUUUGUCAAAACAGAAAAAGAUGAGUUAAAGAAAAGCACUCCGGCUAAUUUGCAAAGGACUCCCCAACCCAUCAAAAGUGAACCUCCUCAAAGUGUCCUGUUACCCAGUGUGCAGUGCUUGGCAGAGAGAAGAAACCUUAGUUUUGAUCAGGCUAUUGCUAUCGAGGCCUUGACUCAACUGGCAGUUAUACCUCAAAGCUCCUCGGGUCCCAUUAAAGUUGAAAGUAAUGGUGAACUUCCCAUUUCUUCCUGUUCCCCAAGUUUCAGCACAAAUCCUGCACAGCAAGAAGCUAAACCUGCAUCAGCCAUUCACUACAAUAAAGUCUCGGUCAUCAGCUCACCACUACACCAGACGUCAGUGAUACGCCCUCCUGUGGCCAGACAGGGGAAUGUCAUUCAAUGUUCCCGAAGGUUGAGCUCCGACACACAUCCUCCUGUGACAGAUAUGGGCUCAAACUGCAGGGGCACAGAGCAGCGUCAUGCUCCUUAUGUCAUCAAUUCACAGUGUAGCUAUAGGGAGUCCAUUCAAAUACAGUCCCACAGGGAUCAUGAGCGGCUGGUGGAGGACAGAGAAAGGUGUGUCAUUAAAGUGAGGAGGAACAGGGAUGAGGAGGAAGUGGCAGCUCAGCUGGCCGAUCUGGCCUUCAUUAUCCAGACGCGACACAAUCAGCAGUCAGAGAAAGACCCCCCUAAAGGAACCCCUGUUUCCGCUAUAAAGUACACCUACAAAUCCCAGCAAACCCCCUGUCAGAAAAAGCCCCCCUUAAAAAAGAUCAAAACUACACCCUCCAAGCCCAGGAAGAGGAAAAACGAUGGAUUACAAGAGGGAGCCAGCCGUAGGACCCCCCUCUCAAGAGGCAUGCCGGACAGGAGCAGAGGCCAGAGUGGUCUCCAGCAUGGGAAGUCAAGCUGUCACCGCAAGAACAACUUAUUUUUGCCUCUUGCUCAAAUUGAUCUGAAGAAAUACCUGACUGAGGCUCAAGAGGGAAAGAGGCAAAUGAUCCAUCAAAGUAACACUCACAAUACAAGUCUGUCUCAAAAUCCCAGCACUCUGUUAACUACAAACCACACUGGUGCUCAAGAAAGCCAGCCAUCGUCUGAUUCUAAUGGUCUUCCUCACCAACACAAUCAAUGCAAUGGUUUCAUUGCAAGACCAGAGGAGUGCCAUGUGUUAUCUCAGGUAGAGCCGCCUAUUGGUGAGCUGCGGCACGGUGCUAUUCCUGACACCAACCCUGCAAAACCAGCUUUUAUAAGCAAUGUCAGUGGGUUCCAUGUUCUGACUAAUGGCUUUUCAGGACCUCCUGAUUCCCCUCCUCCAAGCCAACAGAGCUACUACAAGUUAGAGAAGUCGGGGUCUGUCACUGUCUUGUCCACAGCUACUGACGGGGCUCAUCCUGCAGAAUCGACUCCAACGAGGACCAAUUUCAACAGCUUUCUGGACUCUCCGAUGAGUUUUCUGGAAACCCCUAUCAAGAACCUGCUCAGCACACCUUCCAAGAAAAUGGCAGAUCUUCCAUCCUGUCAGUGUGUGGACCAAAUCAGUGAAAAGGAGGAAGGCCCUUACUACACUCAUCUUGGAGCGGGACCCAACGUUGGUGCCGUGAGGGAAAUGAUGGAAAACAGGUAUGGUGCCAAAGGAAAUGCAGUGAGGGUGGAAGUUGUUGUUUACACUGGGAAAGAAGGCAGGAGCUCCCAGGGGUGUCCCAUUGCUAAAUGGGUGAUCCGACGUGGGAGCGAAGAGGAGAAGUUGCUUUGUUUGGUCCGCCAAAGGCCAGGGCACUACUGCGAGACGGCCGUAUUGGUGAUCCUCAUCCUGGCAUGGGAGGGAAUCCCUCGAGCGGUGGCAGAUCACCUUUACCAAGACCUCACGGAGACCCUCUUUAAAUAUGGCUCCCCAACCAGUCGCCGCUGCGCCCUCAAUGAAGAUCGCACAUGUGCAUGCCAGGGUUUGGACCCGGACACAUGCGGCGCUUCGUUUUCCUUUGGCUGUUCCUGGAGUAUGUACUUCAAUGGCUGCAAGUUUGCCCGCAGCAAGGUGCCACGCAAGUUUCGUCUGCUCGGAGACCUUCGGGAAGAGGAGGAGAAGAUCGAGAGCAACCUUCAAAAUUUGGCCAGUGAUCUUGCUCCACUCUACAAAAAACUGGCUCCUGUGGCGUUCCAAAACCAGGUGGAGUAUGAGGCAGCAGGGGACGCUUGCCGGCUGGGCAGGAAGGAGGGGCGUCCUUUUUCAGGGGUCACGGCUUGUGUAGAUUUCUGUGCCCACGCUCAUAAAGACACCAGCAACAUGAACAAUGGCAGCACUGUGGUGUGCACUUUAACAAAGGAGGACAACCGUGCGGUGCGGAACAUACCUGAGGAUGAGCAGCUUCAUGUGCUCCCGCUUUACAAGAUCUCUGACAGAGAUGAGUUUGGUCAGGUUGAGGGCCAGUGGGCCAAGAUCCAGAGCGGUGCUUUGCAUGUUCUCUCCUCCUUUCCCAGAGAGGUGCGUCUGCUGGCUGAGCCUGUGAAAUCUGCUCGUAAGAUCAGACAAGAAGCUCGUCUAAAAGCUCAGUCAGAGAAGAUGGAGAAGAAGCACAGGGUGUCUUCUCUCACUGCUGGUAAAGUCAAACCUGAAACACCCAGUAAAGAGCCACACGGCUUCUACAGAGUACCACCGAGACCUGCCAGUGUUGGUAGAUCCCCACCAGAGAGAAAUCAAGCCAAUGCUUACAGCCAGAGCAUCAGCAGGUGCUCUUCUGCAGGUGCCGGGGUCACUUCACCGAAAGAGGUCCUCCCCUCCAAUCAUCAUGGCAUAUCAAACCUCCAGUUUGAGCAGAAUGGCAUAGCUGUCGGCUAUCAUACAAUGGGUAACACUAUGAGUGGAUUAUCUCCAGCUUGUGGUCAGCAGGGUGCUUUGUUAGAACAUAUACCUCCACCGAACAUCAACAACGAAUAUCCCUUUAAAGCAGAGCCCAACGAGGUGCACUGCUCUGCUCUACACAGAGUGCCCCUCUCCUCCUUCUCCCCCAGACCUACCUCUGAGGGCCUCUUUAGCAGGCUCAAUGGACUUCUUCGGGCGGCAGAAUGUGUGGCAGGAGAGGUCAGGGGCCAUGACCUCCCUCCAGGCCAGCCUCUCCCAUUACAAACUCCUCCCCUCGAACCGCAAGAGACGAAGCAGGAAGAGGUGUGGUCCGACAGCGAGCACAACUUCCUGGAUGAGGACAUAGGUGGGGUCGCUGUGGCACCAUCACAUGGUUCAAUUCUGAUCGAAUGCGCGCGGCGCGAGCUCCACGCCACCACCCCCAUCCUCAAGCCAAACCGCCACCACCCCACUCGCAUCUCCUUGGUCUUUUACCAGCACAAAUCCCUGAACGAGCCAGGCCAUGGGAUGGCGAUGUGGGAUGCCAAGAUGGCAAAAAGGGAGCGGGAGCGGGAGGAGGAGGCAGAGAGACUGAGAAUGGAGGGAAGCUACGGUGCGGGGAAGAACAGAAAAACAUCAGGGGGCGGGGAGGGAGAGGAGGACGAGGAUGAGGAGACAGAGACAAGAAGGGUAAUGAGUGUCCCGACACGGCAGGCUUUUGCUGCGCCGACAGGCAGCGUUAUCACCAUGUCUCCUUAUGCACUUACACAUGUGACAGGCCCUUACAAUCGCUGGUCCUAGUCGGCGUGUUUCAACAGACUCAUUCAAAACUCCUACACCGUGGUUCUGCCUUACCUCAUUCAGCUUCAAACCGCUACUCUCAUUGUUAUCUUGUCGUUUUUAAUGUGCUUUUCUAAUGUCUGCUAACUUUGUUCUUCUUGGAGCCUUCUUUGGCGAUGAGAAGGACCAAAGGUUGUUGGCUUCUAACUGUGAGUUUCGGUGCUGGUUUUUAAUGUAAAGAGAUGGUGCUUUGAAGCAAUAUGUCUUUAAGCUGGUUUUAUACACAUAAUUUAGAAGACAAAAAAAGAUGUGAUUAUUUAUUCUGAUCAUAACAAUUUCUAUUUAAUUUUUCAUGUACGCCUGUUUACUGCAAUAUGUCUAUGAUACCCUGCUUUAUAUUGUACAGUAAGAGUGUACUUCGGUGCCAUUCUCACUGUAUCUUUGGUUUAGCAACUUCUUUGCUUCACAUAAUUUUAUUUACUACAGAUUGUCACAUGUAGCAUUGUGCUUUCUCCUCCCUCAGUCUACUGUUGGUGGUUGAAGAAAGAAAUGUACUUUUUUAUUUGUUUUCUGUGUUUUUCCUUAGUUAGAUAUUUUAUUUCUCCAAUUCACAGCUAUAGAUGGCAUAUUAAGAAGCACUUUUUUGGUUUCCCAUAACUUAACUUGAAAAACAGUGCGUUGACCUGUGACAGAGAUACUAUACAGUAAAUAUGACAAUUCAGCAGAGACCAUGUUAUUUCUGCAAUAUUUUGCUUUUUAUUCAGUUUCUUAUAAAUGGAACGCGUAUCUGCUCAAAUUCAGGAUUCAUCACAAUAAUGAAUCAUUAGAAACUGCAGAGGUUAGAUGCCUAUCAGUUUGACCAGAGCCAGUCCAAGGCCAUUUGAGGCCCUAAACAGUUAGAUUUGGGGCCCUUUCAGCCACCAUCUGUCACCACAGCUCAGCCAAUGUCCCUUUUAUAUAUUCCAUGUUCAAACCUACAUGCAUUAACAUCUAAAGGAACCAUUAUCCUGUGAAUGCUAUAAAGCUUUUUCUAUGUUUUUGGCCUCUACUGGUGCAACCAUUUAAAACCAUUUAAACAUUAAAAGAUUCUGCUCUUUUAGGACAUGAGGACCUCGACCUUCUUUAAUUAUGACUAAUUAGGUUUUUAAUGUAUCUAUUUUUUUCCAAACAUUUUUCACCAUAGAAAUGAAUGGGGAAACGUUCAAAUAAUGCAAACGCGUUUUGCUCUUUAAAGUCUAACUACUUCACGAUAGCAAGAAAUAAUCCGAUCUUUCACCAUUUUUAUAGUCACAGUUUAACCUAGCUUGUAUUUUAUUAUGCUAACAUUAGUAUAUUGGCUAAUGCUAAUACUACCCUCUACAAGCAUGUAUGUUAAUUUUUGCUAUUAGCUACCGUGCCAAUAUUAGCCUGUUAGCUAAAGUUUAGAUUUUAGCUAAGAUAUUGCAUUCUUUAGCAUAGCAGGUAGUGGAAGAUUAUGGUAGCUAACAUGCUUGCAUAGUAGCUAAUGUUAGCUUGAGAAGGGUUUCAGUAAGCUUUCAAAAUGUUAUUCUCACUCUACAUUAAACAAUCUCUUCCACUUUUGCAAUGCAUUUCUCCAAUGGAUUUAUUUCGUAAAUUGUUCUAAUAUUUCUUUCCCUUUUUUUUUAGAAUAACCCACCUAUUCAGCUUAAAGCAUUCACUUUAAUGGAGUACAUGCAAAUAUUUUUAGUUAUCAUUAAAGAUGGUCACUGGACAAUUUUCAGCUCGACUAGUGAUGUGGAUGUUGUCACAUUUAUAGCAGUUGACAAUUAAAGCGAUGUUAAAAAGUUUUUUUUUAAUUUAAUCACUGUGGUUUUUCUUAUAUUUCAGUAACUGCCAACAGUCAGAUACAAAUCCCUCUCUAAAAAAUGUACUUGCCCCUUACUCCUUAUCGGCGCUAAAGGUAAACGAUAUUAGAUUUGGUCAUAUUUUGAAUUACACGUGCAGCAAUUAUUGAUGCUCUCACUGAACCAAUAGUAAGAUGGAAAAAACGUUUAAACAGCCACUGUAACUAUCCGAAAUGUACUGUCAGAUUUUGGGGCUUUGCAAAGUUCAUCAGUGAGAGGUUCUCAUCACUAUUAGAUGGAUAAUUCUUAUCUAUAUCUACAUUUUCCUCAUCCUAACGAUAAACAAUACAAUCAUAACCCAUCCCUACUAAUCCUUGAUCAGCUGGAGGGAAAUUUAAAAAAUCAACAUUUUUUUAAAUCAGUAAACACAUAAAUAAGUGUUACCAGUUUGCACUGUCAACAGCCUUCCUCUAUGUGCACGCUAUUUUCAGGAUCAGUGAGGAGCUUAAAACUAGUGAUGCUCUAAGAGCCAAGGAGCCAGAUUUAAAUACCGGCAUGUUUUAAUUAAAAUGUUAAACUACAAUACCUGUAUUUUUUAUAUAAAGUAAAGCUUUUAUGAAAAUAUUGAAUAAAAAUUCUUACCAAUAGGCAAAAUAUUAAUAAUUCCAAACAGAAGGCUUUGAGUUAUACUCAGUAAAGUGUAAUUUAGAAUUAGUUAGGGAGCUGGGCCAAAAGAGCAGAAUCUUUGACAAGAGCUGGACUUCCCUUUACUUAAUAAAACUGGAAUUAGAGGUGUAAUCUGUCAUUUAAAAGGAAACUGUAAUUUUGGCAACAUGUCAGGACCUGUCUGAGGUUCAUUUAAGACAUGAAAAAGCUAGUGAGAACACGAUUUUCAACAAAUAACAGGUUGGUUGAAACUAUUUGAGCUUUGUUUUUUUUUCAUUUUGAGCUUCCCACAUCUGUCUGUUAUGUAACAGGCUGCCUUUUGGAAAUUAAUAUAAGGAUCUACAUUCACUACCAGCACAAACAGAGGAAGCUGUUUUAGUAAUUCAAACUGUGCUAACCUCGCUAACUGUUACUAUAAGAAGCUAACAACAGUUGAAAUAUUCAACUGCAUUAUAUUUUUGUCUCGCAUCAAAACCUCUCUCACCCUAAAAUCCUUAGGAGGGGGACGUUUGCAGCUGCUGACGUUUUUUUUCUUGGGCCAGCUCUUGGAAUGGGCAUCUUUCAAAGGGAACACGUGUAAUUAUAGGAAUUCAGAAGCUAACUGUACACUUUAUUGGUGCUAUCUUACCAGAAACUAUAUAAGUGUGUCAGAUGUCAACACAAAGCUGUCUUAGCAACUGCUGAAUCAUACUUCUCCCUGUUGUUAUAAAACAUUGUAAAACCACUUGAACACCAUGUCGCAUUUAAGAUGUUUUUUAUCAGGUGCUCGGCUCCUGUAAGGACCUUUGUUUACAGGUAUCUUCUUACAGGGUCUCAUUAAAGAGGUUGGGAUUAGCUCCUGGUAAUUGUUUGUACCCAUUAAAGAGAAGCUCUUUUUUUUUAGGAAAAUAGAUGAAUGCAACUUUAGCACAACUCGUCGCUCACAUUCACACUAACACUGAUGGCAUUACAUUUUCAGCUGAAACAUUUUGGUCACUUGCUUAAACUUGGUUUUGGUGCUAAAAGAAGAAAUGUCAAAGUACAGACACUGAUUUAAACUGGUUCUAAACUGUAUAAUGGUGCUUUUUCUAAAACUCAUCCUUGUGGUAUGUGUUCAACAAACAUUGCCUGUAUCCUUUUCUGUAACGAAUAAUGUCAGACUAGGGACAACAGAGAGAAGCAUUAAUAAGUAUUUUUUCUUGUUCCAGUUUAAGGUGCGUAACGGUGCAGUUUUAAUGUCUUCCACAAAUAAAGAUUUCCCAAGCAGCUCUUAAAAAAUCAGAACCUACGUGCAAAAAGUUAAUGAAUGUAAACUGUUUAGAAUCCACAGAAUUUUAAACAUGAUCACAUGAUAAAGUGAAAAUUGUAAUUUUUUUUAUUGCUUUUGGAGGGACAUUUUCAGUCGAUAUGGAACAUUUUUGUAACAAGCACCAGCAUUGAGAAAACUGUAAAUAUGUAUGUGAACCACAUUGUUUUUACUUUACUGUUAAAGCUGUUUUAGACAAUGGGUGAUCUUGCUUAUUUUAAAACUGAAUUACUGUAUGUUGCUAAAAGUAUAUCCAGUUUAGACUUAAGAAGAGACUAAAUUUAGCAUUCCUUUUAUGGAUGGCUGAGCUCUUUUGGGAUUGUGAAAUAAAGUCAUAUUUAUAUUUUGGACCUCA